This is a messenger RNA of Ruditapes philippinarum (Manila clam), 2367 nucleotides long. Its product is annotated as transcription factor SPT20 homolog. The record is from RefSeq and is a predicted model, not a curated record. Lineage: Eukaryota; Metazoa; Mollusca; Bivalvia; Venerida; Veneridae.
AGUUUGAGAAUCAGCAAUAUGUAAAACUGAUAGAACAUGAAGAUCAACUCAUUGAAAGUCUUAAGAAAGAAAUUGAAUUAAAAGAGGAAGAGACUAAACGACUGCAAGAGGCAGUUUCUCAGCUAGAUGAAGAUACAAAACAAUGCCACAAACAGUACACACUGAACAGGGACAAUCUAGAAAGUUUAAAAAAGACAAAUCAUGUGCUUACAGAGCAUGUUGCUGCAAUGGACAGCAAGAUGGAAAUGCUGCAGCAUAAAAUACAGGCAGAGAAGCAGGAGCACAACUGUCAUUUACAGAGAUAUAAAGACAUCUGGGCAACUUAUCAUGACAAGUAUGAAUCAUUACCUCUCGCUGUGGAAUUAAAGAAACAGACAAUUAUGGUAGAAGAAAUAACCAAAAGAAACCAGGAAACUGAGAUUGCUAAUCAAGAUGCCAAACAAAAAAUAGAACAGUUACAAGGUCAAGGUGAGGUAUACAAGAUGGGAACUAAUGCAUUCAUCAUUUCAUUAGCUAGAAUGAGGCUUGCAACAUCUGAACUCAAGCAAGAAAUAGAGAGGAAAAGAUCAGAGCUUAAUGAAAUGAAACAUACAGCACAGCACAUUGAACAGUCUGACAGUGAUGAAACUAAUGAAAGAAAUGUACAAAAGUUGACAGAUAUGCACCUGGUUGACAAGGAGAGCAGUGAGGAGAGAGGUGAGUCAAUGGAGAGUAGUGAUCAACAGACUCAACUAGAGACCCAAUCUCCAAUGAUCAGUAUGUUAGGAGAUAGAGAUGAUGAAUCUGAAGCCAUGCAGACAGACGUUGUAUCACAUGAUCAAGUUUACCUCCAGUUUCGAGAGGAAAAUAUAAUAAUGUCUCAACAUUCUGAAACAUCACAUCAACAGAGACAAGCAACUGGUGUAGAUGAGAGUUCUGAUCAACAUGCUGUUCUGGCACAGGAAACCUGUCAUUCUGAGGUAGAAAAUAGUGAAGUGCAAUGCAGGUUGCCAGCCACUAGUCAGAACACACCUGAAGCUAAUCUUAGGUUACCAGGCAUACAGUCUAUAAGUCAAGAUGCACAGCUCCCAUUUGUUGCUUACAAAACAAAGGGUCCAGAAACAGUGCAUAUCCAAUGGGAUAGACAACAGCAGCAACAACAACAGCAGCAGCAGCAACAACAACAGCAGCAGCAACAACAACAACAAUUAUCUAAAGUACAGAACCAGUCUUCUCAAAAACAACCUCAGUCAAUUACAUCAAAUCAGCCUAGUGCACUGAGACCAAAUCUAUUGACCAGCCAAAGGCUUGCAAACUUGCAGACAUGUGAUGGGGCCAACUCCAGGUCACCAUUUCCUGGUUACAGACCCCAUAUUCCUCAAGUUGUUGUCAGACCUACCUCUCAGUUUAGACCAUCAGAUCCGAACCUCAGACCUAGUGUAGAUCCAAGCCUCAGACCCAGUGUUACACUAAACAGACCUUCAUACCAACCUGUGUCUGUUACCCAGGCAAGACCAUCUACACCACAAUUGUAUGUACCACCAGGCAAGAUUGUUCAAGGAUCACACUCCUUAAGACCUCAGCCGUCACCAGUUCCCAGAAGUUACCAUGCAGCUUCAAGUCCAGUUGUUCAGUCACCUAGACAUACAUUUGGACAAAGCAGAUUACCAGUGCUACAGCCAGUAAGAAUGUCAGUCUCUUCCCAGUUACAGAGACCACCACAGUUGUCUGUGCCCAACAGACUGCCUGGCAUAUCUGCUGACAACCAUACUCAAAGAUUUGUUCAAACAAGCAUACCAAGUGCUGUUCGCUCUCCACUACAACUUACCUCUCCACCAGUAAGACUUCAGUCUCCACAAGUCGUUCAAAGAUCUCCACUUCAGUUACCUUCACAGCAUCAACAUAUACUGCAGCAGACAGCAAGAAAUCAAACUUCUCUUCCAUCUCAUAGUUCUACUGGUCCAGGGAGUCAUCUGAAAUCUGGGCCGGAAACACCUGAUGAAAUACGCCAGAGGCAAACUCAGUCUAAAUUAGGUCCUGAUACAACAGACAGAAACUUGCAUACUAGCAUAUCACCACAUACCCAGACUAGCAUAUCACCACAUAUGCAGACUAGCGUAUCACCACAUAUGCAAACUAACAUAUCACCACAUAUGCAAACUAGUGUAUCACCACAUAUGCAGACUGGCAUACCACUACAUAUGCAAACUAGCAUAUCACCACAUAUGCAAACUAGCAUAUCACAACAUAUGCAGACUAGCAUACCACCACAUAUGCAAACUAGUGUAUCAGCACAUAUGCAGACUAGCAUAGCACCACAUGUGCAAACUAGCAUAUCACCACAUAUGCAAACUAGUAUCACCACAUAUGCAAACUAGUGUAUCACCA